UCGUUCGGCAACUUCAAAUUUUCUUCGAUAUUUUGUUGAAAAAAAAAAUGAAUUUAUUUUUCAUUUUAUUUUUGCUACUUUUCAUCAGCACGGAAUAUUCUGAAUUUCAUGGAACAGUUGUGUCCCAAAUUACGAAUGGCACAUCAGUUGACGAAAUCGAAGCAUUUAAUUUCAUAUCGGGAAUGAUUUACCUGGAUACUUCUACGAAUAUGCAGUCCGUCUGUGGUGCUAGUAUAGUAUCACCAAACAAAUAUAUCGUUACAUGUGCACAUUGUGUUGAGCACAGAGAGCUGAUUACCUUAUACUUCGGUUCCAAAAAUAUCUGUAAUCCAUACUACGCGUUGAACAUAACGCAGGCUAAUAUUAUUAUUCAUCCCGAAUACAGCGGACAUCCAAACCAUUUGAACGACAUAGCAGUGAUUGUAGGCAUUCCAUUACCAACCGAUCCAAAGUUUGGUCAAAUCGAAUUGGUCAAAAGAAAUUAUGUGCCAAAGAAAAUGAAUAAAGUCACUCUUUUUGGAUAUACCGGUGGACUUAGGCCUGAUUACUCUCCUAUUUUAACUGAUCUUAAUUAUGUCAGCGCGACAAUCGCAGAUUUUUCUGCCUGUCAAAGGUCGUAUUCAACCAAAAAUGUGUUUUUAGUUGAAGGUUUGCAGUUUUGUGUUAAUUUGCGCGGAAAAUAUAAUCAAAGUAAUGUUAACUACGGCGAUUCAGGAGGAGCAGUUCUAACCAAGGAUCGUCACCUUUUGGGAUUAAUUUCACAAAGACUGGACGGUAUUCCCGAAGUUAUGACGAAUAUUAUGGGAUAUUUCGACUUCAUUGAACAUCCAAGGGCCUUUGUAAUGCAAUAUUACCAGCAACAUAACCAGCAAAAUAACCAGCAAAAUAACCAGCAAGCAUAUUUUAACUUUUUGUAGACAAAAUAUGCUAUCAGAUCCAACAGAUUCAACGAAUCAUUUUAUUACCCUUUUAUUUGCAAGCACCUUUAAGGGACGAUUUGCAUCAACACACUUAAUUGUAAAAAUUUUGUGUAUCAAACUUGAUUUUCAUUGUGCAAAUAAAUGGCUGAAAAUAAAAUUAGAAAUAUUCA
Messenger RNA from Contarinia nasturtii (swede midge), 1090 nucleotides. RefSeq names its product serine protease 7-like. Gene Ontology annotation, biological process: proteolysis. The coding region runs from base 48 to 917 and encodes 289 amino acids. Gene Ontology annotation, molecular function: serine-type endopeptidase activity. NCBI's taxonomy places the organism in Eukaryota, Metazoa, Arthropoda, Insecta, Diptera, Cecidomyiidae. The transcript has 10 exons. The record is from RefSeq and is a predicted model, not a curated record.